Plectropomus leopardus (leopard coralgrouper) is the source of this 608-nucleotide messenger RNA. The record is from RefSeq and is a predicted model, not a curated record. Lineage: Eukaryota; Metazoa; Chordata; Actinopteri; Perciformes; Serranidae.
GAGAGUUGUGAGAGUGCUCUUGGGAUGGGAGAGCUGGGAAAGUGAAAGAGAAGCAACAAGAGGGUUAAAGGAGAGCAUCACCUGGAUCUUUGAGCGACGAGCAUCAAAAGCGUGAGGACACUGGGAUGGCUGAACCACAGCCAGGAAAAGGGGAAGGGCCUCCCUGUCCUCUUCUCCAGCUGACAAAAACAGCUGCCCUGGAGUCUGUUUAGAGGACAGAGAGGGAGUGCGGAGGCCAGAGGGAGAGAAGAGGAGGAGGAAGAAAAGUCCACAGGCCAGGACCCGUCCACCCGUCAAUGGGUUGCGUCCUGAGUUCGGACUGGUGUGGGGAGGAAGAGGUGCAACCGGUGCCGGUGGUCAGAAACCCGUCUCUGAAGAGAAGGAGCCUGGAGAGGAGUGAGAGCGGCAGGAUGAGGUUGACAAAGGGGGGGAAGGGAGAGCCCCACGUCUUCAAGGAAAAGACCUUUAAGAAGAAGCGCCAGUGCAGUGUGUGCCGUCAGAACAUCGACAACGUAGGCUCCUUCUGCAGAGUAUGCAAGACAGCCACCCACAGGAAGUGUGAGGCCAAGGUUUCUGUUUACAUCUCCACCCUGCUGGCAUUGCCGUAA